Molecule: messenger RNA, 790 nt
Organism: Jaminaea rosea
Lineage: Eukaryota; Fungi; Basidiomycota; Exobasidiomycetes; Microstromatales
Exons: 1
Coding region: 44-733 (229 amino acids)
Source: RefSeq, a predicted model, not a curated record
AGGUGCCAGUUCCUCUUACUCGACUGGUAAGUCCACCAAGCACAUGCCUCCUCCUCCUCUGCGCGUCGACACUCAGGCCAAGGCAGGCAGCAGCAAGCAGGUCGCUGCUCCCGCAGCUGCAGCUUUCAGCAGCCCUUCUCAGUCUUCGUCGAGCCACCCCUCCCACGCAGGCCCGUCUUCCUCCUCGCCCCGAUCCUCAUUGUCUCCAGUAACGCCCGUAAAGAGGCAGAGGCAGUUUUCAUCAUCCGCCUCAAUGUCCACGUCUCCACCCACCACGGACACGAGCCUGACUACUGCCGCCACCUCGACAUCGGCGCACGCGUCCAUGCAUGCGCACAACAAAGUACGCGGCCACGACGUUCCGCCUCCUAGGCUUGAUACCUUCACCUGGCGCGCCAGUGACGGUGAGGCUGCGGGAGAGACGUUCCGCACGCUGGCUCCUGCUAUGCGGCCCUACCCCAUGGGAUCUGCAGAUGCGCUCAGCAAGACAGUGGACACGCAAGCCCUCUGGCAGCAGCAGCUGAUGGAGCAAAUCUGCUUUGCAUGGAUGUUCAUCCGCCUCGUGCGUGCCAGGCUUGGCUGGGAGCAUGAGGGCAAGAGGGGGGAGAAGAGGCGAAAUGAGGAGUCGGAGAGAAAGGUCAAAAUAGCAAGGGAGGGGCGGGGAAAGGAGCCGCAAGGAUUGAAGAAGGGAUUUCUGGUCAACAAGAGUGGGGUCAAGACGAAGGCUAAGUGAUUUGUGACAGGAGACCGCAACGAAAGGCUGGCGCGAGCAAGCAGCAGACGCGCACAC